Molecule: messenger RNA, 3006 nt
Organism: Onychostoma macrolepis
Lineage: Eukaryota; Metazoa; Chordata; Actinopteri; Cypriniformes; Cyprinidae
Product: tripartite motif-containing protein 16-like
Exons: 6
Coding region: 507-2222 (571 amino acids)
Molecular function (GO): protein binding; zinc ion binding
Source: RefSeq, a predicted model, not a curated record
AGUUACACAAGUUUCUGUUUGACAGAUGCACGGCACCUGGACUCUGCCCACAUAUAUAACACACACUCACUGGAGGUGAAUACAGAGGGGAAAAAAUAAACAAUAAAACCAGUGGAAAAACAACAGCUUACGAUGUAAAAUGUCCAUCUCACUUUUCUUCUCUACGCAAAUGCAGCAAUGGCUGUCAAAAAGGAGAAGAGAAUUGAAACCACAUGAUUGUACAGUGUCUCUCCUUUGUAUUCCUAUGUAUAUAAGAAUUAAUUUUACUAGCUGGUUAGUCUGAUAUUAUUUUGCUAAACACGCAAGUGACAGCGCCCUGCAAGCAACUGUAUGUCUCUCUCUCUGCGUACAAGUCACACAUUAGAGCAAGCUUCAGUUCUGUCUCUCUUUAUCUGUGGCCACACACACACAUAAGAGAGUCCCGCCCACAUACACGCACGAGGAAAAGAAAGAAACGAAACUAAACUGUUUGUAGAGUCCCUUUAACACCGAGCUCCUUGUUCUCCAUGCAAAUGGCAGAUGAACAGGACUCACGCCUGUGCUCCGUUUGCCUCCAGGACCUGCAGGAAAACAGCUGCCCUCGGUGUAAACAGAAUUCCUCAUGCGAGACAGAUCCGGGAGAAUACGAGGCUCCAGCUGCAGAUCUGGAUGAUUCCAAUGCUUCUGUAUCAGAUCCGGACGAAUCUGUUGCUUGUGUUGCAGAGGCACUGGAGAGGACAGGACUUCAGACGGAGCAAGCUGAGGACGUGGAGUGUGACUCUUGCAGUGAUGGGAAAGAGAAAGCCAUCAAGACAUGUCUGGUGUGUUUGGCGUCUUACUGUGAAACUCACCUCAGGUUGCACAAUGAACUGAAUGCGAGGAAAGCACACUUACUGGUGGACAUCACUGGAGAACUCCAAAGGAAGACGUGUCCCCAACAUCACAAGCUCCUGGAGGUUUACUGCCGCACUGACCGCCAGUGUAUCUGCUGCCUCUGCAUGCUGGACACCAACCACAGAGGACAUGACAUGGUCUCGGCUGCUACAGAACGAGCAGAGGAACAGAGGCGGCUGGAAAAGUCCAAGCAGAUGGUUACGGAUCGAGAGACUGAGCUGAAGGAAAUCCAAAAGGCAUCAGGUAGACUCAAGAACCUGACUCAAGCCACGGAGGAAGAAGGUGACAGGAUCUUCACCGAACUGCUCAGCUUUAUACGGACAAGCCACACAGAGAUGAUCACGCUGGUCCAAAGUCAGAUGACCACAGAGUUGAACCGGAUUCAGGGACAUUUGGUAGAUCUGGAACAGGAGAUCUCAAAGUUGAAGAGAAAGCAGUCCGAGGUGGAGCAUCUUUCACAUACUGAUGAUCACAUCUAUUUCCUCCAGGAGGUCCAAUCCCGCUGGCCGACUUGUAAUGACUUCCAAAGCCUGACAACUAAUCCACAGUUUUCAUUUGGAGAAGUGAUCAAGUCUGUCGCCUCAUUAACAGCACAUAUAAAGGACAUUUGGAGACUGGAAACAACCAGGAUAUUCUCAGCAGUGACUGCAGAAAAGAUCCUACUGCUGCAAGAACCCAAGACGAGGGAAGACUUUAUACAGUUUCUGGUUCCCUUGAGUCUGGACCCAAACACGAUCCACAGGAACCUUCGGUUAACAGAACAGAACCAGGCUGUGGCUUGCAGUAUUGAGCCCCAAUCAUACCCAGAACAUCCGGACCGCUUUGAGUGGUGGGCCCAGGUGCUGAGCAAGGAAGGUCUGACAGGUCGCUGCUACUGGGAGGUGGUCUGGAGCGGACUGUACGGCAUCGACCUCGCCGUGUCCUACAAAGACAUCAACAGAACUGGGCAAGGAGACGACAGUGGGUUUGGGUACAACAGGUACUCCUGGAGUCUGGACUGUUCCAUAUUCAGAUACGCACUAGUGCACAACAACGAGGAGACGGAGAUCAGUGUACCCCUGUCCCACCGGAUCGGGGUGUAUCUGGACCACCGGGCAGGACAGCUGUCCUUCUACAGUGUCUCAGAUACCAUGAUCCUCCUUCACAAAGUCCAGACCAGGUUCACUCAACCUCUUUAUCCAGGAUUUGGGCUCUUUCAAGGCUCAACUGCCAAAUUUUGUGAGCCGCAAGAAGGCGUAUCAACGCAAGUAGUUGACAGACCGAAGAACAAAACAAACAAAACUUGUAUAAAACAAAGACACAUAAGAACAGACGUGACUAGAAACAAAUAUCUCAGAUGUGGAAAGUGAGGUGCCAGUAGUCCUGAAUAAAUUAAGGUGAAGAUUUUCAUAUCUUCAAUCGUCAAGAAUCAUUUUAUUUUAAUUUUUUAAAUCACAGGGGGAAAUGGCAUCAUCAGUAGUGCAAAAAAUGAAAUCUGGUAAUAUGAUUUUUUUUUUUUGGUAGCUUGACGCUUUAGGGAUUUUUUUUAUUUUAAGGUACUACACUUGUGUUCUCCAUUUACAUUUGUUAUACAUUUCAUUUAAAACAUUUAAGGCAAAAAUGCAUUAGCUUCACAAACGAGAGCUUCUGAUGUUCAGAUGCGUGAUGUUAUUCAAUGGUAAACUGAAAAUAGGAGGUAGCCUUUCAUACAUGGUUCAAUACUUAAAGUUUUCACUAAUGGAAAUUUAAUUCUUGAAGUUUGCCCAAGAAUUAAAAUUAUGCCCAUUUUUUCUCAUCCCCAUGCUGUCCAAGUCUUUAUGACUUUUUUCCCACAGAACACAAAACAAGAUGAACCAAAGACCAGCUCUUGAAUUUCACACACGUACAUUUUCAAACUUGCUGUACAGGUUUGAGGUCAUCAAGACCAAAUACCACUGAUUCCUGUGCUGGUCUCGUAAAUAAACACAAAUAACCUAGUUUGAAUAUGCAGAAGCAGAAAUGCAAAACAACGUAAUUUUGGGACUUUUCCUCAUGCAUCAUAUGGCUUGGAAUAUAACAUCAUACGGACACUUGUAUUGUACUUUUAUGCUGUUGUUUCAUCCUUUUUGGAGCUUGACAACCCCUAUGCUCAAUAAAGACUUCAACACAAACAAA